Molecule: messenger RNA, 687 nt
Organism: Scomber japonicus (chub mackerel)
Lineage: Eukaryota; Metazoa; Chordata; Actinopteri; Scombriformes; Scombridae
Gene: sapcd1
Product: suppressor APC domain containing 1
Exons: 4
Coding region: 50-556 (168 amino acids)
Source: RefSeq, a predicted model, not a curated record
CCAGCUGUAUGGGGCAAUAGUAGCUGUCAGUUACUGAUCUCUCCUCUCCAUGGCCUGCCGUUUCCCCGGCUCUAACUCCUACACUGUGGUUAUUAUCCCGCUCAAGACCAGCCUCUACAACCUGGACGCACUUCGCUUCUACCUAUGGAUUAAGCGUCUGAAGGAGCUAGAGAAGGAGAAGGAUGCUCUAUACUCCGGUCUGGAGAUUCUGGAGAGGGCUCGCCUCUGGUACCUCCAGCGGCUGGAGGAGAACAGGGCCCGGCAAGACAACAUUGACACCAUUAACAUCUUCCAGGAGAGUGCAGCAGAGGAACGAUCCUGCCUCCUGAGGUCUUGUAUCCAGCGGGUGAAUGGCUCUCUGGGUGCUGUGAUGGCUGAGCCCAAUGUCACCAGCACCAGCAUCUCUUCUCUGCCUGACGCAGUGGCAGACAGUGACCUCCGGUGGCACAACACUGUACUGACUCAGGAGGUGAGUGACAAGAAUCGUCAGAUCUCCAAGUUAGAAUUGGAAAAAGACGCUCUUCUGGAACAGCUCGAUGAACUGCAGGCCCACUGACUGCUUACAUAUACGCACACAUGUACAGAUAGAAAUAUGUGUGCUGCUCUGCCAACUUACAUUUCACUGAAUGUCACCAUUUUUAAUAACUUGUAAAUAUGUAUUUAAAUGAAUAAAUUGCAGUAAAAGAU